Messenger RNA from Plenodomus lingam JN3, 1803 nucleotides. RefSeq lists its product as uncharacterized. Gene Ontology annotation, molecular function: beta-glucosidase activity. Lineage: Eukaryota; Fungi; Ascomycota; Dothideomycetes; Pleosporales; Leptosphaeriaceae. Gene Ontology annotation, biological process: carbohydrate metabolic process. The record is from RefSeq and is a predicted model, not a curated record.
AUGGCUUCUUUGCUGCCUCUCCUUGGCUUGCUCGUAUCACUCAGCUCACCCGCGGUCGCGCAGGGCAGCGGUAAUGGCACUGGCACCGCACCGCUUUCCUACGCCGUACCCUCUGGUUACACGACUGUAAGCUUCAAUGCCUCCGUCCAGCCCACACCCUACACCCGCACGGAUUUCUCGCCCAACGCCCUCGCCUCGCUCUGGGAUCUCGUCGGUCCCGUCGCCACGGGAAUAGUGACAACGACCGUGUCCCCGACUCCAGAGCCAACAGCAUACCCGCAGCCAGACCCGCAGUACUACCAUGCGCUCGUAGGGAGUGCGUACCCGGAAGCCAGAGACUUGAAGUUGCCGCCGAAUUUCCGGUGGGGAUUCAGUUCCUCGGCGUACCAGAUCGAGGGCGCGGCCAAGGAGGAGGGCAAGGGCCCGAGUAUUUGGGAUUUGCUGGCUCAUCGGGUGCCGAAUUUUGUGGCGGAUAAUACGACGGCCGAUGUCGUUGCUCAGCAUUAUUUCCUGUACAAGCAGGAUUUUGCGAGGCUGAAGAGUUUGGGCGUGCAAUCUUUCAGUCCCAGUUUCUCUUGGCCGCGAUUCUUCCCCUUUGGCCAUGGCCCGGUGAAUGAGGAGGCAGUGGCUCACUACGACGAUGUCAUCUCUGAGUUGCAUGCCAAUGGCCUCCGUCCGGCAGUGACCCUGUUCCACUGGGACACCCCUCUGGCCCUCUUUUCCGAGUAUGGAGCCUGGACGGACCGCCGCGUCGUCGACGACUUCUUCAACUACGCAAAGUUUGUCAUCACGCGCUACGAUGCGUACGUGGAUGAAUGGUUCACCAUCAACGAGCCCCAGUAUUGCAACUGGCAAUACGCCGGCUAUCCCGCUGGCAAAUACUACCCAGCCCCCAACGGCGUGACGGGCGGUGUCAAGGCACGCUUCCUGUGCGGCCACCACACGCUCCUAGCCCAUGCAAAGGUUGCGAAAUGGUACCACGAGGAGUUCCGUGGUCGCGGCCGCAUCACCUUUAAGAACUCGGGCAACUACUACGAAGCCAACAGCACCAAGCCCGAAGACGAAGUCGCUCGCCAGCGCAACUUUGACUUUAGUAUCGGUUGGUUCGGCGGGCCCUGGACCGACGGCGACUAUCCCCAAUCUCUCAAGGAGACCCUAGGCGACCUCUUGCCCGAGUUGGCAGAGGAGGAAAAGGAGAUGAUCAAGGGAUCCUGCGACUUCUACGCCAUCGACCCGUACUCGUCCUUUCUUGCCUUUGAGAUAGACGGCGGGCUCGAGGCUUGCACGAGUAACCGAUCUCAUCCCGCGUUUCCGGACUGCGCUGGCUCUCGCAGUGUGGCCCCAAACGGGUUUCCCAUUGGCCCUGCGGCCGAUCCAACCAUGAGUUGGUUCUACAGUGCGCCGGCGGGGGUGCGCCGCUUCCUCAAGCACAUUACCGAAGAGCUGUUUCCGUCGAUCCCGGACAUUGUAGUGUCCGAGUUUGGGUUCGCAGAGCCGUUUGAGUCGCAGUGGGGGGAUUUGAAUUCUGCGCUCUGGGACCUGAAGCGUGCGGAUUACUUUCAACAGUACCUGGAUAACAUCCUCUUGGCCAUUCACAUUGACAAGGUAAACGUGUCGGGAGCCUUUGGAUGGUCUAUUUAUGACAAUGCCGAGUGGCUGCUGGGUACGGGUGUGCGGUUUGGGUUGCAGUAUGUGAAUUAUACGAGUUUGGAGAGGACGCCCAAGGCGAGUAUGUUUCAGUUUUUGAACUGGUUCAAGGAGCACGAGGCGGAGAGUAGCGGUAAUGCGACGAUGCGGAUGUGA